Plasmodium vinckei vinckei is the source of this 432-nucleotide messenger RNA. RefSeq names its product conserved Plasmodium protein, unknown function. The record is from RefSeq and is a predicted model, not a curated record. NCBI's taxonomy places the organism in Eukaryota, Apicomplexa, Aconoidasida, Haemosporida, Plasmodiidae. Bases 1 to 432 code for a protein of 143 amino acids. The transcript has 5 exons.
AUGGAAACAGACAAUAGUGAAAGCUAUAUUUUAUUUGAAGGGGAAAAUGAUAUAAGGUAUGAUCGAUUUGGAUAUGAUGGCUCUGACGAAAGAAUAUCAGACAUAAACUCACCAUAUAUUCAACCACAUAACAAUUUAAAUGAAAAGGGCCAAAUGAAGAAACUGGCUCUAGGAAAUAAUAUUGGCUUUAAUCAAGAUACAUUGGUAAUAAAAAAAUCCAUACAUAUAUACUGUUUCAUAAAAAAAUACAAAAAUCGGAACGAUGGCCUGAAAUUGACUACCUCUCUUCACCAACUACAAAGCGACUUAAAUCUUAUUAGACAACACAACGCGAAAUAUAAUUCAAAUGACGAAGAUGAUGAAAGACGUAAUAAAAUUCCUAUGCUUUGGAUUUACAAUUACAAAACAAUUUAUUCUGCACAAAAUUGCUGA